AUGAAGCAAUCUCUGAUUGCUCGUCAUUUUUCGGUGUCCACUGUUUCGUUGGGCAAGAUUCACGUCCAAUCACCAAUCGUUGAGAUGGAUGGAGAUGAAAUGACUAGAAUUAUUUGGGCUAGAAUCAAAGACAAAUUGAUCAACCCAUACUUGAACGUUGACUUGAAAUACUACGACUUGGGCAUCGAAGCUAGGGAUAAGACUAAUGAUCAGAUUACUAUCGACGCUGCAAAUGCCAUCAAGGAGUACGGUGUCGGCGUGAAGUGUGCUACUAUCACCCCAGACGAGGGCCGUGUUGCCGAAUUUAAAUUGAAGAAAAUGUGGUUAUCUCCAAAUGGUACAAUCAGAAAUAUUUUGGGGGGGACAGUCUUUAGAGAGUCCAUCAUUAUUCCCAGAAUCCCUAGAUUGGUUCCAGGGUGGGAGAAGCCUAUUGUCAUCGGCAGACAUGCUCAUGGCGACCAGUAUAAAGCUACAGAUCUAGUCAUCGAGGAGCCUGGUAAAUUGGAAAUGGUAUUCACUCCAAGCCAAGGAGGUAACAAGAUUACCAAGACAAUUUAUGACUACAAAGGCCCAGGUGUUGGUUUAGCUAUGUAUAAUACUGAUGAGUCUAUCAUUGGUUUUGCGCAUUCGUCAUUCAAAAUGGCUCUUUCAAAGAACUUGCCCUUGUACUUGUCUACCAAGAACACUAUCUUGAAGAAAUAUGAUGGUCGCUUCAAGGAUAUCUUCCAAGACAUUUACGAGAAGGAGUAUGCUUCUCAGUUUAAAAGCAAGGACUUAUGGUACGAGCAUCGGUUGAUUGAUGAUAUGGUGGCUCAAAUGAUCAAAUCCAAGGGUGGGUUUGUCAUGGCGUUGAAGAAUUAUGAUGGUGAUGUACAGUCUGAUAUUGUUGCUCAAGGGUUUGGUUCUUUAGGACUUAUGACCUCCGCCUUGAUGACACCAGAUGGAAAAGCAUAUGAGUCCGAGGCCGCCCAUGGUACUGUCACCAGACAUUUCAGACAACAUCAACAAGGUAAGGAAACAUCAACAAAUUCCAUCGCAUCUAUUUUUGCAUGGUCUAGAGGUAUUGCGCAAAGGGGAAGAUUGGACGGCACUCAAGAUGUAGUUAAAUUUGCUGAAAAGUUGGAACAAGCCACAUUGGCAACAGUCCAGGAAGAUGGAAUUAUGACCAAGGACUUGGCUUUAGCGUGCGGCAAAACUAACCGUGAGGCCUAUGUUACUACGACAGAAUUUUUGGAUGCUGUUUCUGAUAAAUUGAAGACUACAGUUCAAGUCUAA
Metschnikowia bicuspidata var. bicuspidata NRRL YB-4993 is the source of this 1275-nucleotide messenger RNA. It is a transcript of the gene IDP1, whose product is annotated as isocitrate dehydrogenase (NADP(+)). Gene Ontology annotation, biological process: isocitrate metabolic process. The record is from RefSeq and is a predicted model, not a curated record. Gene Ontology annotation, molecular function: NAD binding; magnesium ion binding; isocitrate dehydrogenase (NADP+) activity. The transcript has a single exon. Lineage: Eukaryota; Fungi; Ascomycota; Pichiomycetes; Serinales; Metschnikowiaceae. Gene Ontology annotation, cellular component: mitochondrion. Bases 1 to 1275 code for a protein of 424 amino acids.